AUGACAUAUUCUCGGAAUGUGGCCAUAGACCUCACUACAGAGGAAUUGGGUUGCCUGGACUCUUCUGAGAAGCCUGCCAUUGAGAAGUUGAAGAACUACACCAACCUGGUCUGUACAGGCCAUUCUGAAUUCCUUCAGUGGUCUGCCUCUGCUGGGUUUGACCCAGAACUGGCCAGUGGUUUGAAGUCUCUGCUCGAGUCCAACCCAGUUUCUGCUUAUUUCCAUGCCUGUCUGGCUGUAACUAUAGGUAAACCACCAUCGUCUACCGUGGCUGGCAACCAGUCUCCCCCAGAGACGCCGGUGCUCACCCGCUCAGCCACCCAAGCACCCGCGGCCGGGGUCACCGUGGUCGCCACCAGCAGCAUGGUGUCUGCCGUCACAGUCACAGCACGGGUGAAGAAGCAGAGGCUGCUCUUACCGAAGGAGACUGCCCCAGCUGUGCAGCGGGUCAUGUGGAACUCAUCAAGUAAGUUUCAAACGUCCUCCCAAAAGUGGCACAUGCAGAAGAUACAGCGUCAGCAGCAGCAGCAGCCUUACUCUUCCCAGGGAACAAGAUAUCAGACCAGACAGGCUGUGAAAACUGUGCAGCAGAAGGAGGUCACGCAGAGCCCAUCCACUUCCACCAUCACGCUGGUGACCAGCACACAGCUGGCAGCUCUGGUCAACAGUUCUGGCUCUGCAAGCACCCUGGCAUCCGCUAUCAAUGCUGACCUGCCCAUCGCCACCGCCUCAGCCGACGUGCCUGCGGACAUUGCCAAGUACACCAGCAAAAUGAUGGAUGCCAUAAGAGGGACGAUGACAGAGAUCUACAAUGACCUCUCCAAAAACACCACGGGAAGCACGAUAGCUGAGAUUCGAAGGCUGAGGAUCGAGAUUGAGAAGCUGCAGUGGCUGCACCAGCAGGAGCUUGCUGAGAUGAAGCACAACCUGGAGCUGACCAUGGCGGAGAUGCGGCAGAGCUUGGAGCAAGAGCAUGAUCGGCUCAUCGCCAAGGUGAAGAAGCAGCUGGAGCUGGAGAAGCAGCAGGCGGUCGAUGAGACCAAGAAGAAGCAGUGGUGUGCAAACUGCAAGAAGGAGGCCAUCUUCUACUGCUGCUGGAACACCAGCUACUGUGACAACCACUGUCAGCAGGCCCACUGGCCUGAGCACAUGAAGUCCUGUACCCAGUCAGCUACUGCUCCUCAGCAGGAAGCAGAUGCUGAGGCAGGCACGGACACAGGAAAUAAGUCAUCCCAGGGCAGCUCCUCCACCGCACCUUCGGCACCUUCAGAAACAGCCAGUGCCUCCAAAGAGAAAGAGACACCAGCAGAGAAGAGCAAGGACAGGUCGACCCUGGACCUUUCUGGCUCCAGAGAGACGCCCUCCUCCAUUCUCUUAGGUUCCAACCAAGGCUCUGUUAGCAAGAGGUGUGACAAGCAACCUGCCUAUACCCCAGCCACUACAGACCACCAGCCGCACCCCAACUACCCAGCCCAGAAGUACCAUUCCCAGAGCAGCAAGACAGGUUUGUGGAGCAGCAGUGAGGAGAAGCGAGGGUCAGCCCGCUCCCAGCACAGUGCAGGGACCAGCGUGAAGAACCUCAUGCCCAAAGAGUUGCGGGAGUCUCGCCUUGACGCCUUCUGGGACUAG
Onychomys torridus (southern grasshopper mouse) is the source of this 1629-nucleotide messenger RNA. RefSeq names its product protein kinase C-binding protein 1-like. The transcript has 3 exons. The coding region runs from base 1 to 1629 and encodes 542 amino acids. The record is from RefSeq and is a predicted model, not a curated record. Lineage: Eukaryota; Metazoa; Chordata; Mammalia; Rodentia; Cricetidae.